This is a messenger RNA of Vicugna pacos (alpaca), 2207 nucleotides long. RefSeq names its product homeobox D3 (gene HOXD3). Gene Ontology annotation, cellular component: nucleus. NCBI's taxonomy places the organism in Eukaryota, Metazoa, Chordata, Mammalia, Artiodactyla, Camelidae. Gene Ontology annotation, molecular function: RNA polymerase II cis-regulatory region sequence-specific DNA binding; DNA-binding transcription factor activity, RNA polymerase II-specific. Gene Ontology annotation, biological process: anterior/posterior pattern specification; embryonic skeletal system morphogenesis; regulation of transcription by RNA polymerase II. The record is from RefSeq and is a predicted model, not a curated record.
UUCUUUGCAGGGCUGCCCCAGCUCUCUCAGGAUCUGGCAGACACUGGAAGUGGUGGUGAAGGAGACAGUGGUGGUCAAUGUUAUUUGAGCAGGGUCAGCAGGCCCUGGAGCUAUUGAGUACACGAUGCAGAAGGCUGCUUACUAUGAAAACCCAGGACUCUUUGGAGGCUAUGGCUACAGCAAAGCUGCUGACACUUAUGGCUAUGGUGCCCCCCAUCAGCCUUAUCCACCCCCUGCUGCUGCCAACUCCCUGGACACUGAUUACCCAAGCUCUGCCUGCUCCAUCCAGAGCUCUGCACCUCUGCGAGCCCCAGCGCACAAGGGGGCUGAACUCAAUGGCAGCUGCAUGAGGCCUGGUACUGGGAACAGCCAGGGUGGGAGUGGUGGUAGCCAGCCUCCUGGGCUGAACUCAGAGCAGCAGCCACCACAACCCCCUCCUCCACCCCCGACCCUGCCCCCAUCCUCACCCACCAAUCCUGGAGGUGGAGUACCCACCAAGAAGGCCAAGGGUGGGCCCAAUGCUUCUAGCUCUUCAGCCACUAUAAGCAAGCAGAUCUUUCCCUGGAUGAAAGAGUCUCGACAGAACUCCAAGCAGAAGAACAACUGUGCCACUGCAGGAGACAGCUGCGAGGACAAGAGCCCGCCGGGCCCAGCGUCCAAGCGGGUGCGCACGGCGUACACAAGUGCCCAGCUGGUGGAGUUGGAGAAGGAAUUCCACUUCAACCGCUACUUGUGCCGGCCACGCCGCGUGGAGAUGGCCAACCUGCUGAACCUCACCGAGCGCCAGAUCAAGAUCUGGUUCCAGAACCGGCGCAUGAAGUACAAGAAGGACCAGAAGGCCAAGGGCAUCCUGCACUCGCCGGCGGGUCAGUCCCCGGAGCGCAGUCCGCCUCUCGGCGGCGCCGCUGGCCACGUGGCCUACUCCGGCCAGCUGCCACCCGUGCCCGGGCUGGCCUACGACGCGCCCUCGCCUCCCGCCUUCGCCAAAUCUCAGCCCAACAUGUACGGCCUGGCCGCCUACACGGCGCCGCUCAGCAGCUGCCUGCCACAGCAGAAGCGCUACGCGGCGCCCGAGUUCGAGCCUCACCCCAUGGCGAGCAACGGCGGCGGCUUCGCCAGCGCCAACCUGCAGGGAAGCCCGGUGUACGUGGGCGGCAACUUCGUCGACUCCAUGGCGCCCGCGUCUGGGCCGGUCUUCAACCUGGGCCACCUCUCGCACCCAUCUUCGGCCAGCGUGGACUACAGUUGCGCCGCGCAGAUUCCUGGCAACCACCACCAUGGACCGUGUGACCCUCAUCCCACCUACACAGAUCUCUCGGCCCACCACUCGUCUCAGGGACGCCUGCCCGAGGCCCCCAAACUGACGCAUCUGUAGCGGCCGCCAACAGCCCGAACUCGCGGCGCAAUUACCUCGUUUGUUUGGGUGGCGGGGGUGGCGGGCGGGGCCGGCGGGGCAGCUCGGUGACUCCCCCUCCCUCGCUCUGGCCCGGUCGCUGCCUCCGGGUCUCGGGCCAAGAGCGGCCGAGGCGCAGGCAACUGGGCCUCCUCUCCAGGCGCGCCCUUAUUUGGGUGACUCGCCAUAAAUCAGCCGCGAGGAUUCUCCUCUGUAAGCCUGACAGUGCCGUAUCAUGCGGACCGAGGGACUCUAAUCUGGUAAUGGUGUCCCGAAGGUAAGUCUGAGGUCCAUGUGCGGCGCGCCUUGCAGAGGGACCAGAGCCCGGAGAGCCCGGGCCUGACCCGCGUCUAGUUUAGUUGCGGAGCCCUUAAUUUAUAAGCUUCUUCCCGUCAAGAUUGCAUCGGACUCAACGAUCUGUAUUUAUUAUUUGAAGCGAGUCGUUUCGUUUCCCAGAUUAUUUAUCCUCGUCUUAAUGUAUUUAUGUGUAUAUUUGUAGAAUUUCCCAGCCGAGUUUAGGAACGUGCUUCCAGGCCACCGGGGGCCCCAUUUCACUUCUUUAGUCCCCUUGGUCUGAACUAGUUGAGAGAGUAGUUUUGAACAGUUGUAACUGUGGCUGGUGUUUGUAGUUGAUGUAAAGGAUUAAGACCGCAAAUUGUUCUUCAUGGGUAAGUCAGGUGGCCCGUGGCGUGGCAAGACACCCGUUACUCAUUUCUGAACAGCCGCAGCCCUUGCCACUGGACACAGUUUAUUGAUUUCAAAUUGUCUGGUACUAUUUGAACAAACAUUUAGAAUAAAAAAAAUUUCUCAGUCA